This is a messenger RNA of Closterium sp. Naga37s-1, 879 nucleotides long. The record is from the annotation of a GenBank genome assembly. NCBI's taxonomy places the organism in Eukaryota, Viridiplantae, Streptophyta, Zygnematophyceae, Desmidiales, Closteriaceae.
AUGCUAGUAGUCCCAUCCCAGCAAGCCUGCGCGCUCCCCCCAUCCCAGCAAGCUGCGCGCUCCCCCCAUCCCAGCAAGCUGGGCGCUCCCCCCAUCCCAGCAAGCCUGCGCGCUCCCCCCAUCCCAGCAAGCCUGCGCGCUCCCCCCAUCCCAGCAACCUGCGCGCUUCCCCAAUCCCCACAAGCCCUGCGCGCUUCUCUCUCCCUUUCCUCACGGGGCCUCGGCAGUAGUUGCGGGGCGGAUGCGCCAGUAGUUGCGCCCCUUGCGCGCACCAAGGAGGGCACGGGGCUGAUGAAGAUGCUGGGCUCGUUUGGGCCGCGCAGCAGCAGCAACCUGAGCUAUUGGGGGCUGGCGGGGUGCGUGAACAACGAGUCUCUACUGCAGUACACGAUGUGGGCCGAUCGCAUCGCCAACUACAGCAGCAACACCCUCAUCAUGGUGUUGCAGGAUCAGGACAGGGCCACAGUGGAGAAGAUCACAGGGUGCGAGGUCGGGUCCGUGCUGGGCCUGCCCUCGCCACGCAAGGAACUGUAUGCGGUGAACGUCUGUGGUAACAUGGACAAGGGCAUUGAGGUGCCGCCUCUCACCGACUUCGCCCCUCUCAUCCCGCCACACAUCUUCAACAUCCUGCAAGCCGGCAAGCCCAGUUCUGGCCCCCCUGUAUUCAUCGGCCCUGGUCACGUGUCCAGUGUGUUUGCCAUUCCCAUCUUGCGCCGCCCAGUGCCACCCAACGCAUCGGUGCAGCAGAUGAGGGAGAGCAUCAGCAAUGCAUGGGCCGGGUUUGUGGACCUGGAGUGGAGGGCGAGCAACAUACUCGACAUGUUGGAGGAUGGAGACUUGCUGGAAAUCGGUAAAGAAAUAAUUGCUUUAAAAUUGUAA